Clarias gariepinus (North African catfish) is the source of this 3095-nucleotide messenger RNA. RefSeq names its product NAD kinase a (gene nadka). The transcript is spliced from 12 exons. Lineage: Eukaryota; Metazoa; Chordata; Actinopteri; Siluriformes; Clariidae. Gene Ontology annotation, molecular function: NAD+ kinase activity. Gene Ontology annotation, biological process: NADP+ biosynthetic process; NAD+ metabolic process. The record is from RefSeq and is a predicted model, not a curated record. The coding region runs from base 239 to 1525 and encodes 428 amino acids.
CAGCGGGUGACAGCUCGGAAGCUGCCGUUAAACUGGCGCGCGUGCUGUUGGGAUAGAAACGCAAACCGGCGAAAUGUCUUCGUGAGAGGAUAACACCGCGCAUGGGGAACGACAGCUAAUUAUUUAUUUAUGGCGGUGCAGUGAGCUUCACAGCGCAGCGGCCAGCGAGUUCCUUCACCACCCGCUUCCACUAGCCGGCAGCUAGGAUCAGCCUGUACCCGCGCAGGAUCAGGGCAAUAUGGAGGGUUCAGGGGAGUCAAGCUGCAUCCUAAAGCCAGAGACGGCAUGCUCAUCUUGUGGCAGGAGGGAGCCUCCAAGUUUGGGAAAAGCUUUCCGUAAUAAACCAAAAGCCAGGAGCAUGUCCACCUCGUCUGUGCCUAGCUCUGCAGAGUUCAGGCGGACCCAGUCACUUCAUGGACCAAGUCCAGUGACCACAUUUGGGCCCAAAGCUUGCAUGAUGAAGAACCCAAAAGCAGUGAUGCAUAUUCAGGACCCGGCGAGUCAGAGGUUGACCUGGAACAAGCCACCCCAAAGUGUCCUUGUAAUUAAAAAGAUUCAGGAUGUCAGCCUUCUGCAGCCUUUUAAAGAGCUCUGCAUCUUCCUGACAGAGCAGAAAAAAAUGAUCGUUUACGUUGAGAGGAAAGUUCUGGAGGACCCAGCCAUCGCUAACGAUGAGAGCUUCGUGGCCGUGAAAAAGAGUUUUUGCACUUUUAGCGAAGAUUAUGAUGACAUCUCCAAUCGGGUAGACUUUAUCAUAUGUUUGGGAGGAGAUGGAACUUUGCUGUACGCCUCGUCCCUCUUCCAGGAGAGCGUACCCCCAGUUAUGCCCUUUCAUUUGGGCUCUCUGGGCUUUCUGACACCGUUUAACUUCGACACCUACCAAUCUCAGGUUACACAGGUUAUUGAAGGUAACGCGGCCAUAAUCCUGCGGAGCCGGCUAAAGGUAAAGGUGACGAAAGAUCCCAGACCAAAGGAGAAAAACGCCAUCAUUGCAAACGGCGAUGCCGAGUCUGGCCGCAGAACUAUGCAAUAUCAAGUGCUGAAUGAGGUCGUUGUGGACCGAGGUCCCUCCUCCUACCUCUCUAAUGUCGAUCUUUUCCUGGAUGGUCACCUGAUCACUACCGUACAAGGCGAUGGAGUGAUCGUGUCCACUCCGACAGGCAGCACUGCGUACGCCGUGGCAGCGGGAGCCUCCAUGAUCCACCCCAACGUCCCAGCCAUCAUGAUCACCCCCAUCUGCCCUCACUCGCUGUCCUUCAGACCCAUAGUCGUGCCUGCGGGUGUCGAGCUCAAGAUCAUGCUGUCACGCGAGGCCAGAAACAAUGCAUGGGUUUCCUUUGAUGGGAGGAAACGACAGGAGAUUGGACAUGGAGACAGCAUCACCAUCACCACUUCGUGUUUUCCCGUCCCAUCCAUCUGUUUCCGGGACCCGGUGAACGACUGGUUUGAGAGUCUGGCUCAGUGUUUGCACUGGAACGUACGCAAGAAGCAAAGCCAUCUGUGCUUAGAGGAAGAGGAGUUUUGAAUAUUUGCUCGGAAACACUUUGUUUUUGUUUCUUCUUUUUACGCCUCUCUGGGAUAUGUCAUCCCACUAUUGACCACAGACUUUUGUGAAAGCUGCUGCUUCUUGGUCAAUUUUGUUUGUUUGUAACUUUUUUUAACAAGAUUUCCGAUUUGUACAUGGUGUAUGACAUUACAGUCAUAAGCUGCCAGGAAUAUUACAAAGUAGUUUCAUGACAACACAAUAUGAGGAGUUGAAACAUCAGGUAUCGUUAGUUUGUGCAUGAGGAGCAUUUAAGCAUCAGAGCAAUAACUGGAUAUUAAUCAAGUCGUGCCUUAAAUUACAUAGAAUGUUAGAAAUCCUUAAGGGGGCAUGUAACAAUGUCUUAUAUUUGUGUAUCAUAGUUCUAGAUAUUCUGUCAGAUCAGAAGGACCUGUUUGUGCAUGGCACUGCACAAAAAGCUAGUAUAUUUAUAUAUAAUAUAUAUAUUUUUUUCUUAGAAAACUACGAUUCAAUUUUAAGUCUUACAGGUAAACAACCACCAUAAAGUAUUUAAUUCCUAAAACCACAGUUCAUCAUUCCAAGUCUUUUAGGACCUCUGUGUUUUUCAGAUUUAAAGUUUUGAGCAAUAUUUUAUUAAGGAAUUAGAGUUAUUAGUUAAAGAUUCUCCACUCCAUCACAUUUUGGAAUUUAUUAUUAUGUACAUCAAGUGUUGAAGGAAGUAUAUGAAGGCAGCGUGCAGUUUCAAGUGUCCUUCCUAUUGAACUUAAGCUUUAUGUCUUAAAAUAUUUAACAGGCUUCUCUACCACAUAAAGACUCCUCAGCAGGACCUGGUGUGUGUUAUUACAUCGUGCUUUAAGCUGUCACAUGCACUCAGUCUCGUUUAUUGCUAUAUUAAGGCUAUCAUAGGUCAAUUUAGCCUCGUGUGCCCUGUUAAAGGAAAAGAAAAUGAAAAAAAAAAUCUGUUUACAUUGCAUCUCCCUCUUAAACAAGACUGAUGUUUUAAUUUAAAUUUAAUCGUUUUUCAAAUAAUAUAAGGAGAUAGUUGUCAUUAAUAAUGUCCUGUUAAAUAUAUUAAUUUAGGUAAGUAAUGUUAUUAUCCAGGUUUAUGUUAUGUAGCGUCCACCCCUUAUGUCUAUAUUAUAUUUCAUGAUUUUUUUUGUUGUUUGUUUGUUUUACUUUUCGGACCUUCUCGAACUAAUGUAUAACCAUGAGACGUGGCUACUACUUUCUGAAACCAAAAUGACCAAUCUUAAUUACUCACUGAUGUAAUUAUGUAGUUAAUCAUUUCUGAAUAACUAGAUAAGAUGCUCAGGAGAGGAUGAAUUUGUGUGCUGUGAAGAUUUCUUGGUGCAAAGCUGAGCUUACAGUGUAACAAGACGUCUUUCAAAUCUGCUUUAGACAUACUGUAACUUGUUAAAACAGAAUCAUUGUGUUUUUGUUCGAAUUGUCCGAUUUUUUUUUUUUUUUUUUUUGCACAAUUUUUUUUCUUUGUAAUGUAUCUUUUCAGAAUAUAUUCUAAAUGGGUCUUGAAUUUUUUACAUGGCACUUUAAUAAAUGAUCCACAGCUGAUCAAAAGAUCAGGAAGAUUAAA